Fusarium mangiferae is the source of this 2214-nucleotide messenger RNA. RefSeq lists its product as uncharacterized. The record is from RefSeq and is a predicted model, not a curated record. The coding region runs from base 1 to 2214 and encodes 737 amino acids. The transcript has 3 exons. Lineage: Eukaryota; Fungi; Ascomycota; Sordariomycetes; Hypocreales; Nectriaceae.
AUGGCAACUGCACACCACCCUCGGAAGCUAUGUGCUCCAUGCAGCGCCUUGACGUUUACCAUGCUUCGAGACGGCUACGCUCAUCCAUUGACAUAUAAGGACACCAUCAAAUCCGGGGAAACAUGCGCAUUAUGUCGACUGAUGAUUUGCUCAACUGGCAAGCUUUCAGCCAAUCUAGACUCCUAUAAGAUGCACUAUCAAUAUCAUUCUUUGGCUCCCAGAUUACCCGAGCUACCAGCAGUCUCCAGGGAAGAAAUGAUAAUCUCGGGGCUAUCGCCACUCAUCGAAAGGUUGAAACCAUUGGCCGAGUUGCACUGGGGCACGAACCAAUAUAUUGGUGACCUGGAGAAUAGCUGGGAGGCCAAAAAGGGAAACUUCAACGAUGGUGAGACCAUUCAGAUUACAGCUCCAGCAGACUCGUUGUAUGGAGCCCAUGGCUUUGUGCCGCUUACCGAUGUCGAACCAGCAUCAUCUAAAAGAAACUACAGAGUGCUUCGAAAAUGGCUCUCUACCUGUAUGGCCAGCCAUCAAGGGUGUCGUUUAUCACACUCCAUGACAGAAAAGUCAGCCCAGGAAAUCACGGUGCUACCGACUAGAGUCAUCGAUAUAGGCGAUCUCAAAGAGCACCGGUCUAAGCCGCGGCUUUUUAUAUCGAACAAGGCAUCAGGACAGUACAUUGCUCUGAGCCAUCGUUGGAGCAAAUCAAUUGUCACAAAACUGAAGGGUGAAAACCUCAGCCAAUACCAGAACGAGCUCCCACUGAAUGAUAUGCCGCCAACAUUUCAGGACGCUAUAGAAGUGACACGCCAACUUGGUUUCCGUUAUCUUUGGAUUGACUCGCUCUGCAUCAUACAAGACGACGAGUCUGAUUGGUCGAAAGAGUCCCGUAUGAUGGGGAGUAUCUUUGAAGAGGCUAGUUGCACUAUCGCUGCUGUCGAUUCCGUGGACGACAAUGAGGUCGACCACGUCAAACUCACAAUUCCCUACAAGAAAGAACCUCUCAGCAAGCUAUCCCAACGAGUAUUCAAGACCCAUGCGGCAGUCUAUGUCUGGAAGAUGCGAUGGUUAAGGGAAAUACCAACCAUGAAAACUUGCGACAAAAACACUAUCACAAUUCGUCCACGCAUUGUGUCGUCCUGGAGACGUAUUCCACGGUCCAACUGGCAUCAGAGGGGCUGGGUAUUGCAGGAAAGGUGCCUCUCUCGACGGCUGAUAUAUUAUACAAAGAACAAGCUCUCCUGGUCUUGCUUUACCCAAAGUGGCGAGGAGGAGGGCGGUGAUCCCCAAGAGGCUGACAGGAUCCCUCUGAUUCCGCUGCGGAGAGAAAGUGACGAAUCACUAUCCGACAUUUGGCAGGGUAUCGUUUCAGAUUACCAAGGCUGCCAGCUGACGUUUAGCAAAGACAGGCUGGCCGCUGUUGCUGGUAUUUCUGCUAGGUUAGAAGCCCAGUUUCAGUGCAAGAUCUACGCAGGAAUCCUGUUCCACUCACCUGGCGACGCCGCGGAGAAUUUGCUCUGGUAUGCCAGUAAGGCACCUCUGCGGACCUUUAACGAGUUUCACGCGCCAUCAUGGGCCUGGGCUGCUUUUGAUGGCGAGAUAUCGUUCUUCAUGCCAACGCCACGUGGAACUAGCGAGCUUUUGAUAGACAGGCUAGACUUCAAGAUUCGUAAUCAGUGCGAGUCGGUGGACCUAUCAAAAGAUUGCAAAGGAACUUGUGUGUCUGGGAGUGUUUCUUUUGAAGGUCCGGCCGGAAAACUUACUCGGGGAGGCAAGCUGAAGGAUUUAAAAAUUGCGGGAGGUCCAGACGAUCCAAUUAACGAAAGAGAGAUCCUGGCUAAGAUCCUAGGCCAUUCUCUUGUGCCAGGUAUCGCCAUACCGCGGUUUGACGAAUUGGGAAACAUGGUUCGAAUGCCAUAUAACCUGCCAGUACCAGAUCACACAGAGAUACUGGAGGAUGAAUGCGGCUGCAUCAUCGGAUUUUUCAUACCGGACCUUGAGGAAGAGCUUGAGCAAGCCACAGGUGAGCAACAGAUGAUAUGUGUGGGCGUAAAGCGCUAUCAGGACCAGUAUGGGCAACAGAGCGACACUAUUGAGAUCAUCGGACUCCGUGAGAUAUGUCAUUCUCCGAUGAUGUUUCAGAGGUUAGGAAAAGGCAGAGUCAUGUGCAACGCAUGGUUGCGAAGAUCCAGGCGAUUUCUAUUCGAAGUGUGUUGA